This is a messenger RNA of Mastomys coucha (southern multimammate mouse), 6087 nucleotides long. It is a transcript of the gene Brinp1, whose product is annotated as BMP/retinoic acid inducible neural specific 1. Gene Ontology annotation, biological process: negative regulation of mitotic cell cycle; positive regulation of neuron differentiation. The coding region runs from base 431 to 2713 and encodes 760 amino acids. The transcript is spliced from 8 exons. NCBI's taxonomy places the organism in Eukaryota, Metazoa, Chordata, Mammalia, Rodentia, Muridae. The record is from RefSeq and is a predicted model, not a curated record.
GGCGCACUUGGACUUCCCUCUCCAUUCGCCAGCCGCCUCUCUCCGGGUCCCCACCGCUGCGAACUGAUCUGGCGCGGGGGGGUGGGCAGGAGGAGGAGAAGAGCGCAGGCAAAGGAGAAGGCGAGAGAGCCAGAGAGCCAGAGGCUGAGGGAGUAGUGGCCACCUUCUGGAGCCGGGAUUCAUGCCUGUCCUCGGGACCAGCCAAGGGGACUUUAAGGCUGAGUAUGAGCCAGGCUGCUAGGAGCCAGGUACCCCCACGCCUGCAGUCCCCGCGCCGUCCCCGGUAUGCGAGCUGGACGCAGGGCUCUUCCAAGUUCCCACCGAGCCGAAUAAAAAGCGUCCUUCCGCUGCUCUCCGCCAAAGACGGACAUUGACUCCAGGACUCCACAGAAUGGAGCAAGAAUGAGAGGAAAAAGGCCGGCAGAAAAGCAUGAACUGGAGGUUUGUUGAGCUCCUCUACUUCCUGUUUGUAUGGGGCCGUAUCUCGGUGCAGCCCUCCCUCCAGGAGCCAGCUGGGACAGACCAACAUGUCUCCAAGGAAUUUGAUUGGCUUAUUUCAGACAGGGGGCCUUUCCACCACUCCAGGAGCUACCUAUCCUUUGUGGAAAGACACCGGCAAGGAUUUACAACCAGAUAUAAAAUAUACAGGGAGUUUGCCCGUUGGAAGGUGAGGAACACAGCCAUAGAAAGGAGAGACCUGGUCCGUCAUCCAGUGCCCCUCAUGCCGGAGUUUCAAAGGAGCAUCCGUCUGCUUGGCAGGAGACCCACCACUCAGCAGUUCAUUGAUACCAUCAUCAAAAAGUACGGCACCCACCUGCUCAUCUCUGCGACUUUGGGAGGAGAGGAAGCUUUGACCAUGUAUAUGGACAAAAGUCGCCUCGACCGGAAGUCAGGGAACGCUACCCAAAGUGUUGAAGCUUUGCACCAGCUUGCAUCAUCUUACUUUGUUGACCGUGAUGGCACCAUGAGAAGGCUCCAUGAGAUCCAGAUUUCAACUGGAGCAAUCAAGGUCACAGAGACACGCACUGGACCUCUGGGCUGUAACAGCUAUGAUAAUCUGGACUCUGUGAGUUCUGUCCUUCUGCAAAGCACAGAGAGUAAACUACACCUUCAAGGUCUUCAGAUAAUCUUCCCACAGUAUCUGCAAGAGAAGUUUGUUCAGUCGGCCUUGAGUUACAUCAUGUGCAAUGGCGAGGGAGAGUAUGUGUGUCAGAACAGCCAGUGUCGCUGCCAGUGUGCGGAGGAGUUCCCGCAGUGCAACUGCCCCAUCACCGACAUCCAGAUCAUGGAAUUUACACUGGCUAACAUGGCCAAGGCCUGGACUGAAGCUUAUAAGGACCUGGAGAAUUCAGAUGAGUUUAAGUCAUUUAUGAAACGUCUCCCAAGCAACCACUUCCUGACCAUUGGCAGCAUCCACCAGCACUGGGGCAAUGACUGGGACCUGCAGAGUCGUUACAAGCUCCUGCAGAGUGCCACUGAGGCUCAGAGACAGAAAAUCCAGAGGACCGCCCGCAAGCUCUUUGGUCUCAGCGUUCGCUGCCGCCACAAUCCCAACCACCAGCUGCCUAGAGAGAGGACAAUUCAACAGUGGCUUGCAAGGGUCCAGUCACUUCUCUACUGCAAUGAGAAUGGGUUUUGGGGAACCUUCCUGGAAAGUCAGAGGAGCUGUGUGUGCCAUGGUAGCACCACACUGUGCCAGCGCCCUAUCCCAUGCAUCAUAGGUGGGAACAACAGCUGUGCCAUGUGCAGCCUGGCCAACAUCUCACUCUGUGGCUCCUGCAAUAAGGGCUACAAGUUGUACAGAGGCCGCUGUGAACCACAAAACGUGGACUCUGAGCGGAGUGAGCAGUUCAUCAGCUUUGAGACCGACCUGGACUUCCAGGACUUGGAACUGAAGUACUUGUUACAGAAGAUGGAUUCACGCCUCUAUGUCCAUACUACCUUCAUCAGCAAUGAGAUUCGUCUGGAUACAUUCUUUGACCCUCGGUGGCGCAAGCGCAUGUCCCUCACUCUCAAAAGCAACAAGAACCGUAUGGACUUUAUCCACAUGGUGAUCGGCAUGUCCAUGCGUAUCUGCCAGAUGCGCAACAGCAGCCUGGACCCUAUGUUCUUUGUCUAUGUCAAUCCCUUCAGUGGGAGCCAUUCAGAAGGCUGGAACAUGCCCUUUGGGGAAUUUGGCUACCCACGUUGGGAGAAGAUCCGUCUGCAAAACAGCCAGUGCUACAAUUGGACUCUCUUGCUGGGCAAUCGAUGGAAAACUUUUUUCGAGACUGUCCAUAUCUACCUACGUAGUCGGACUCGGCUACCCACCCUACGCAAUGAGACUGGCCAGGGCCCGGUGGACCUGUCAGAUCCCUCCAAAAGGCAGUUCUACAUCAAGAUCUCCGAUGUGCAGGUGUUCGGAUACAGCCUGAGGUUCAAUGCUGACCUCCUACGAAGUGCCGUGCAACAGGUGAAUCAAUCCUAUACACAGGGUGGUCAGUUCUAUUCCUCCUCAUCUGUGAUGCUUCUCAUGUUGGACAUUCGGGACCGAAUUAACCGCCUGGCCCCUCCUGUGGCCCCAGGAAAACCCCAGCUGGACUUGUUUUCCUGUAUGCUGAAGCACCGCCUGAAGCUGACCAACAGCGAGAUUAUCAGGGUGAACCAUGCCUUGGACCUCUACAACACUGAGAUCCUCAAACAGUCUGACCAGAUGACAGCCAAACUCUGCUAACCCGGGACCCUUUGCCAUGGACUUUCCCUUCUGUUGUCCAACUACAACAGAACAAAACAAAGGAAAACAAAAGAAAACACACACACAUGCACAUACAUACAUACAUACAUACAUGCGUACAUACAUACACACACAAAUUUGUAAAAUGUAAUUAGUAUUCAAAGGAAAGGAGGAAAAAACUUCAUUUGUUGGAAGCUAAAGUGUUCUAGCAACUGUAUAAAACUGUGGGGCAUGUCUCUUACUUCUAUAUUCUGUCAUGAAGAAGGGUCUCGGAAUUUUGUGAAGCUUUGAGUUGGUGGCUUCUUUGGCCUCAGGUGCUGUGUGAGGGGGGGAGAAGGGGAGAGCAUAUGCAAUGAAUUGUAAAGACCUCUGCUGUGCAGGUGCUAAGAUUAAUCACUAAAAGAGAGAGAAAGAGAUAUAUGUAAUGUACCUCUGACACUGCCAUUUUUCCUUGUGAGAGGAAAUGGACAUAGAUAAAGAAGAUAUUUCUUCGGUUAAGAUUUCUUUCCUCUUUAUGCUUAAUUCUUUGUGCUUCUUUUGACGCUCUGCUGGGGUUUGGGGGGUCGGGAGAGGCUGCAACAACACUGCAAUCUUACCCAUAUGGCUUCUUUACAUCUCAAUAAACUGAAGCUAAAGGAAAAUGGUCCAUAGGUGGGGUUGAGAGAACACAAACUGACACAACUAUCGAACAGUCAAUAACCUUAGAUAUUAGCUCUUUAAACUCCUUAGUUUAGAAAGGAGGGUCAAAGGAAAACAGCAUACUCAUGAAUAACCCCAUAAUAACUGCCCCAUAAGAGUUUGAAUCUGAUCUUCUAAUGCCCUUGCCAAUACACAUUCUUUCUCAACACUCCAAACACUUUGGUGUUUUCUGCUUCAAAAAUUUUUACCAAAGGGCAAAAGAUUUCUCUAUCCAAGAUUGUGUUUGAUGAUUGUUUGGUUUGUGUAAAGAAAAACUUUUCACCUACUUUCUCUAAAAGUAAAUAUAGUAUCAUAUUGUUCUGAAAUGUUUUCCUAGUAGAGAUAGUUUUAAUUUGAGUAUAGCCCAUGACUAAGUAAUACUAGUAUUAAUAGAAGUAUUGGAGAAUAUGGAGUAUAUAAGGCUUCCUACAUUAUUUGUUGUUGUUGUUGAGACAGGGUUCUCUGUACAGCCCUGGCUAUCCUGGAACUCACUCAUUAGAUCAGAGUGGCCUCGAACUCAGAAAUUUGUCUGCCUCUGCCUCCCAAGUGCUGGGAUUAAAGGGUGUGCCACAGCUGCCUAGCUACAAAUUUUUUUAAAUUUCUUUUGGAUUAAUUUAGAAUAUACAAGCACAGUUCACAUACUUCAAGGCUUUGCCACUCAUGUAUGAAGAGUAUAAACACUACAACUUCUUGUGAGGGAGUUGAGUGUAGUAGAAUGAGAGACUGAAGAAGGCAGGCUCAUCUCAAAGGUCUUCAGAAGAUUUGUGAGGACAAUGCUUACUAGCCUUAGGAGCUCAGCAUUUAGGUGGUACUUGCAAGAAGUAGUUCUCUGAUAUCUGGCUCCUCAUUUGUACAUUUGGAGUAAAAUGCAGAAUCAUCUAAGUGUACAGUAGAAAACAGAGGUUCUCCAGUCUGUGUCAUCAGUGUUCACUGAUUGUCUGGCUACACAAGAAAAUGCUUAGCUCUAUUUUCCAUAUUCCAUGAGUGCUGCUUUCACCAAAGAGAAGUAAUCAUUCCCAAUUCAGGUCAUGUUCUGAAAGCUAGCUGAUGAUUCCUCACCCCAGCACACUCUGACUUGACUUCUAUUAUGUGCUUUCAUACAUCCUUCAUAGUAUCUUUUUCUGCAGCCUAGAUGGCAUGUGUCCAACACACCUCUCCAUGACAGUUGAAAGUGAAAAUGGAGGGCUUCCAUUUACAAAAGGAGAAUUUUCUGGUUUAUUUAAAUGAAGGUCAGGGGAGAAAAAAUGUUUUUCCUAAAAUGGCAUAUUAAACUUUUAAUAUUCUCAUUUUGGGUAUGAAUUAGCAUAGAUUUACAUUUUGUGCUGACUAUAACAUAUUUGCAUAGGUUUUCAGACCUCAGCGUUUGAAAGAGUCUGUUGUUUAUGUAGUUGGGAAAUCUUUUAUGUCAUCGGAUUAUAGAGUAUCCCUAGAGCAUAAGCAGAUCCAGGCGCUCAUCAAACAAUCUUUAAGCAUCUAGUAAAUUAAUGAAAAUAUCAAAAAUAUAAAUAUUGUAAAAAAGAUUCAUGUUUUAUGUCAUGCAGUUAUAUAUAUAAAACAUAUAUAAACUUGCAGAGCAGCAAUAUGAGUGUCUUGAUACUCAUUGAGAGGAGCCUUGAGGUAGCUAUAACUCAGCUUGGCAGUCUGAAAAAUAAAGGCUCUAUAGAAAGAAUAGGUCUACUGUCACUAUUAGAAAAUGGCUCUAUAGAAAGACUAGGUCUACUGUCACUAUUAGAAAACGGCUCUAUAGAAAGAAUAGGUCUACUAUCACUAUUAGAAAACGCUUCCAAGUUAGACAAAUAAAAGGAACAUGAUGACAAGAUAAGGGUGAAAACAAAACACACAUAUGUAAAUAUAACCUUUAUAAAGCAAUUCAGGACUAGCCAUAAUAAUGACUUUUAAAAGUUUCAGGUUUUAAAUGAAACUUUUUCUAGAGGAGUGAGAGUUUUAAUUCUACAGGAAAAACAGAAACGACCAUCCACAAUAAUCAUGACCCAAACAAUUUUCAGACUGAUUACCCUCAGUUCAUUUUCUUUUCUCCUUUAUCUCCAACUUCCAAGGACUACCUCCUAACUCCUAAUUGAAAUCCUCUUGCAAGGUGCAGAGCUUGGAAAGUUGUUAGGCAGUCCUCAUCUUUACAAGUGUAGUGCCUCAUCCUCAUCACAAUGGCAUUAGGACCUUCAAUUAAAUGUCCAGUCUUCACCAAAGGUAUGUUUGGGAAGAGCCACUUCCCCUUCAUCUUGGAAAUAUCGAGUCAGUCAUUUCAUCUUGAAGAUACAUUCAGUGCUAGGUGUUGAAAGGUUAUAGAAUUAUAGGAAAUUUCAAGAGGAAAAAUUAAAUCACUAAAAUAUAUUCCACAUGAAGAGAAAAACACUUUGCAUUGAUGAUGCAAAACAAUACUGUAAGUUCUAUUGUCUCUUGCUUCAGUCCAACUCUGGGCCCUUUGACCUAAAAAUGUCUCUUCUAAAUGUAAGGAAGAGAAUCUGGAAGACUUUGAGUGGGAUUUUAAUUCAAUUAGUUUCUUACCAGUUUGAUGCAGCAACUGAGGACCUACAACCUCUGAUUAAUAUGCUGAUGCUAAGACACAGGAGUGAAGUGAAUGGCCAUUUGGAUAAGGCUUGGCAGCAAAGCAUGUCAUCACCAUGGAAACCACAGAAAACCAUUAAUUAGCUAUCAAAUAAAAUCAUUGGAAAAUUCUA